Messenger RNA from Eutrema salsugineum, 1923 nucleotides. Its product is annotated as 3-isopropylmalate dehydratase large subunit, chloroplastic. The coding region runs from base 146 to 1669 and encodes 507 amino acids. The transcript has 15 exons. The record is from RefSeq and is a predicted model, not a curated record. NCBI's taxonomy places the organism in Eukaryota, Viridiplantae, Streptophyta, Magnoliopsida, Brassicales, Brassicaceae. Gene Ontology annotation, biological process: amino acid biosynthetic process. Gene Ontology annotation, molecular function: 3-isopropylmalate dehydratase activity; 4 iron, 4 sulfur cluster binding.
AACCUAUAGACUCUCUCUCUCUUUAUAUCUCCCACUCAGUCAACGCAGCCUUUAUAUUUUACUCUUGUGAAUUGCAUAAUUGACCUUAUUAGGUUUUGUUUGACACACGCCUCCAUCUUCGCAACGAGAAGAAGAAGAAGAAACCAUGGCUUCCUCUGUAAUCUCUUCCUCUCCGUUCGUCUGCAAAUCCUCCAAGAAGGAUUUGGGACUUUCUUCGUUCCCUAAAUCAUCGCAGAUUUCGGUUAAUAGAUGUCAGAAGAAAUCGAUUUCUCGGAAGAUUGUCUCCGUGAUGGCUCCACAGCGGUCAUCGAGCACCACAGGAUCGGUGAAAACUGGGAUGACGAUGACGGAGAAGAUUCUCGCAAAGGCAUCAGAGAAGUCACAAGUGGUCCCUGGUGAUAAUAUUUGGGUUAACGUUGAUGUUCUUAUGACUCAUGAUGUCUGUGGACCUGGUGCUUUUGGUAUCUUCAAGAGAGAGUUCGGUGAAAAGGCUAAGGUUUGGGACCCGGAGAAGAUCGUUGUUAUACCAGACCAUUACAUAUUCACGACUGAUAAGCGUGCAAACCGCAAUGUUGACAUCAUGCGGGAACAUUGCAGGGAACAGAACAUCAAGUAUUUCUAUGAUAUCACCGACCUUGGAGAUUUUAGGGCUAAUCCGGACUACAAAGGUGUUUGCCAUGUCGCGCUUGCACAAGAAGGUCAUUGCAGACCAGGAGAGGUUUUGUUAGGAACAGACUCUCACACUUGUACUGCUGGAGCAUUUGGUCAAUUUGCUACAGGGAUUGGAAACACUGAUGCAGGCUUUGUGUUAGGCACUGGAAAAAUCCUCCUUAAGGUUCCACCAACAAUGAGGUUUAUCUUGGAUGGUGAGAUGCCCAGUUAUUUGCAAGCAAAGGAUCUGAUUUUGCAAAUCAUUGGUGAAAUAUCUGUUGCUGGUGCAACUUACAAGACAAUGGAGUUCAGUGGCACAACUAUUGAAAGUCUUACUAUGGAAGAACGAAUGACAUUGUGUAACAUGGUUGUGGAAGCUGGGGGAAAGAAUGGUGUCAUCCCUCCUGAUGCGACGACAUUUAAUUACGUUGAGAAUAGGACAUCUGUUCCCUUUGAGCCAGUAUAUAGUGAUGGAAAUGCAAGCUUUGUCGCAGAUUAUAGAUUUGACGUGUCUAAGCUGGAGCCUGUGGUGGCUAAGCCUCAUUCUCCUGACAACCGGGCUCUAGCAAGAGAAUGCAAAGAUGUGAAAAUUGACAGAGUAUACAUCGGAUCUUGUACUGGUGGGAAGACGGAGGAUUUUGUGGCUGCAGCUAAACUUUUCCAUGCAUCAGGAAAGAAGGUCAAAGUCCCAACUUUCCUUGUCCCGGCUACUCAGAAGGUGUGGAUGGAUGUGUAUGCCCUCCCGGUACCUGGAUCAGGAGGUAAGACAUGUGCACAGAUAUUCGAAGAAGCUGGCUGCGACACGCCAACAAGUCCUAGCUGUGGUGCCUGCCUUGGUGGCCCAGCAGACACCUAUGCUCGUUUGAACGAGCCUCAAGUCUGUGUCUCGACGACAAACAGAAACUUCCCCGGUCGGAUGGGACACAAAGAAGGGCAGAUUUACUUAGCUUCUCCUUACACAGCUGCAGCCUCGGCUCUAACUGGUCAUGUCACCGACCCAAGAGAGUUCUUGCAGUAGGCUAUAUAAUCAAUGGCUGUGUGCAAAAAAAAAAACCAAAAAAAAAAUCCAAAUGCUGCAUCAAGAGAACAUUGUUUAAUGAUGAGCAUUGAGAAACUAUAUGUAUGUAUUUUCCUUGUUUCGCUGUUGAACUUAAUAGCUUCAAGUACUAUCUUAAACUUUGAGUUUGAAAGAAUAACGAGAGAGAACAGAGUUAGAGAAGUCAACGGUCAUAUUCUAAUAAUAACACCAGUAGUGAUUAAUUUCAUUGCAAA